Messenger RNA from Chelmon rostratus (copperband butterflyfish), 1550 nucleotides. RefSeq lists its product as uncharacterized. Gene Ontology annotation, cellular component: Golgi membrane. Gene Ontology annotation, biological process: vesicle-mediated transport; protein secretion. The record is from RefSeq and is a predicted model, not a curated record. The transcript is spliced from 7 exons. NCBI's taxonomy places the organism in Eukaryota, Metazoa, Chordata, Actinopteri, Chaetodontiformes, Chaetodontidae. Bases 38 to 634 code for a protein of 198 amino acids.
AACACGUCACCAGGAAAUAACAUCCCGAGGUGUCAAAAUGCGGAGACAGGACUCACAAGACGCUCCUCUUUUCGGGGAAGAUGACGAUAACAUCAAGGCAACAAAGUCCAAAAUAAGACACCCGCUGGCCUCAUUCUUCCAUCUGUUCUUCCGAGCGAGUGCCAUCCUGGUCUACUUGCUGUGUGAUAUCCUCAGCAGUCGUUUCAUUGCCUGCAUGGUCACCAUCAUCCUUCUGCUGUCAUGUGACUUCUGGACUGUCAAGAAUGUAUCCGGCAGGUUGUUGGUGGGCCUUCGCUGGUGGAAUCACGUGGAUGAAGAUGGAAAGAGUCACUGGGUAUUUGAGUCAAGGAAGACACACAGUCUGAAUGGGACAUCCAGCGCCGAGUCACGGAUCUUCUGGCUCGGACUCAUCGUGUGCCCCGUCUUCUGGGUCAUUUUUGUGUUCAGCACCGUCUUCUCUUUGAAGCUUAAAUGGCUGGCUGUAGUAAUCAUGGGCUUGGUUUUACAAUGGGCCAACCUGUAUGGCUACGUCAGAUGCAAGGUGGGUGGGAAGUCCGACCUGAGGAACAUGGCAAAGAACUAUCUCGGGGUCCAGUUCUUAAAACAGGCAAUGAAGAAAACAGAAGCACCUUGAAGCUGAAGAGGCCAAGUGGCGACCACCUUAAGUGCAGCGGUGGAUGGACACGUUAUAUUUACUUGAUAUCUGUUGAAAAUGGAAGGUCUUUUCUCAGGGUAUAAGGGUUUGUGUAAUUUUUUGUAAAACCGCUUUUUGUACAAGCUGUUUCCUCCGAAUUCAUCAACUGAUGAAUGUAGUUGCUUUUGAGAACAUAAGGUAGAACGUAGUACUUUUUGCAGUGCAGAGCGCAGGGAGAGUUAUAAUUUGAAUGAUGUGAGGUAGCUGUGAAAUGUAAAUCACUAUCAAACCCUUCCUUGCUUGUUAAAAGACUGUCACAGUCCCUAAUAGGCUUGAAUUGAUCUUAAACCAGGAGUGAAAGGUCCAGUGUUUAGGAUUGAGUGACAUCUAGUGGUGAGGUUGCAGACACACUUCAUGACUCUCUCCACUGUGGAAAGAAAUGCAAAAAUGUUAUAGUCAGUGUUUGGUUAGUCUGUUCUGGCCUACUGUAGAAGCGGCAGUGCAGCAUGUUGGACUCCGUGGAAGAAGACCUGCUUCUUCUGUUGGUGUAAAGCUCAUUUAAAGGUAACGAAAACAGUUCUUAUUUUCAGGUGAUUAUACACGAAUGAAGAGAUACUUAUGAUUAAUAUGUUCCAUUUCUGCCAUAUUCUGCCCCUUAAAUCCUUCAAACUGGACCUCUAAGAAGCUGAUUCAGGAUGGUGUUGUUGUAAAAAUGAAAGCAUUAAAUGUUUUUCAUAUGAAGCUUGAGUUUGAGCCACUUUGUGACUUAGGACAGCUCAGCCCCGCAGACAGCAUCGAUGAAUGUCAUGUAUACUGUUGUGAAAAGGGCUUUUGGGGUUAAUAUUUAGAUAAAUUUCUUGCCUUAUGUCUAUUUAAACCAGGGUUGUGGUCAUUAAAGUAACACUACUGCUUUAGA